CUGUGCAGGGUGAAGUGCCGCAAACUUUUUUUUAUUUUAUUGUUUGUAAAGCUUUGUGUUUUUCGUAUGAUUUCGUUUAUUUUAUUUAACGUUAUUUUGCCACAACCAAGUGAAAUAUGUUUUAGAAAACUUUGAGUGUUAAUUUGAUGUAGCAGUUUGUUUAUGUGUGUUUUGAUUAUUUCGACAUAAAUGAAGGUGGACAUAGUUUGGAGGCGACGCGCUGCCGUUAACGUCGCAGGCAGCUUGGCGCUGCUGCUAUGGGCGGCGACGGCGCGCGCGGCGGACCCGCUGGGCCCGUCGGACCGGCCCGAGGCCUACUUCAACGGCAGCUCCUACAUCCACCUCUCCCGCCCCAUAUCGCUCAAGCAACUCGUAGGACUUAGCUUUAGAACUUGCGUUGGUGGUGAGCUAUUCUCCCAGCGCUUCGAGCGGUACACGCUGCACGUCACCGCUUUAUACGAGCAGGUGGUCGUGUCGUGGGCGCUGCCGACGCAGGCCACGCGCGAGGUGGGCCUGGCCAAGGAGACGCUGGACAACCGCUGGCACUGGGUGGCGCUGCGCUACCGGCCCGUGCCGCCCGCGCUGUUGUUGGAGGUGGAUCACGACACUCAGGUGAUCUCGAACGUGACGUGGAACCCGGAGCUGCUGUCGCCGGAGGCGCUGGAGGCGGGCGGCGCCGUGCUGCUGGUGGGCAACGUGUUCAGCGGCUGCAUCCACGAGGGCCCGCAGCUCGAGUUCCACGCCGCCGCCGCGCAGUUCCGCAACGUGCACUUCGGACACUGCCCGCUCACCACCGACGAGUGCAAAGACAGAAAAGAUGUUUUAAGAAUCCCACCUAAAGACCACUGUUACAAUGAACCCUGCUUGCGACACGGAACGUGCAUAUCACGACAUGACCGGUACGAGUGCCACUGCACAGCGCGCUACACAGGCAACAACUGCGAGGUGGACGCGGGCGACCCGUGCCGCUCGGCGCCGUGCCAGCACGCCGGCCGCUGCCUCGAGACGCCGCGCGGCGACUACACCUGCAGCUGCCCGCCCAACUACCACGGUACCCGCCGCUCUUGUACCCUGUACCCCGCAGGCGUACCUCACAACAACUGCGAGGUGGACGCGGGCGACCCGUGCCGCUCGGCGCCGUGCCAGCACGCCGGCCGCUGCCUCGAGACGCCGCGCGGCGACUACACCUGCAGCUGCCCGCCCAACUACCACGGUACCCGCCGCUCUUGUACCCUGUACCCCGCAGGCGUACCUCACAACAACUGCGAGGUGGACGCGGGCGACCCGUGCCGCUCGGCGCCGUGCCAGCACGCCGGCCGCUGCCUCGAGACGCCGCGCGGCGACUACACCUGCAGCUGCCCGCCCAACUACCACGGUACCCGCCGCUCUUGUACCCUGUACCCCGCAGGCGUACCUCACAACAACUGCGAGGUGGACGCGGGCGACCCGUGCCGCUCGGCGCCGUGCCAGCACGCCGGCCGCUGCCUCGAGACGCCGCGCGGCGACUACACCUGCAGCUGCCCGCCCAACUACCACGGUACCCGCCGCUCUUGUACCCUGUACCCCGCAGGCGUACCUCACAACAACUGCGAGGUGGACGCGGGCGACCCGUGCCGCUCGGCGCCGUGCCAGCACGCCGGCCGCUGCCUCGAGACGCCGCGCGGCGACUACACCUGCAGCUGCCCGCCCAACUACCACGGUACCCGCCGCUCUUGUACCCUGUACCCCGCAGGCGUACCUCACAACAACUGCGAGGUGGACGCGGGCGACCCGUGCCGCUCGGCGCCGUGCCAGCACGCCGGCCGCUGCCUCGAGACGCCGCGCGGCGACUACACCUGCAGCUGCCCGCCCAACUACCACGGUACCCGCCGCUCUUGUACCCUGUACCCCGCAGGCGUACCUCACAACAACUGCGAGGUGGACGCGGGCGACCCGUGCCGCUCGGCGCCGUGCCAGCACGCCGGCCGCUGCCUCGAGACGCCGCGCGGCGACUACACCUGCAGCUGCCCGCCCAACUACCACGGUACCCGCCGCUCUUGUACCCUGUACCCCGCAGGCGUACCUCACAACAACUGCGAGGUGGACGCGGGCGACCCGUGCCGCUCGGCGCCGUGCCAGCACGCCGGCCGCUGCCUCGAGACGCCGCGCGGCGACUACACCUGCAGCUGCCCGCCCAACUACCACGGCCAGCACUGUGAACUGGAGGUGUCGCUGGACCCGCUGUGCAUGGAGGGCCCGUGCCGCAACAACGGCAGCUGCAGCGUGCCGCCCGGCGCCGCGGACUACGAGUGCGCCUGCCAGGAAGGCUACACAGGCCGUAACUGCGAGAUCGACGUGGACGAGUGCGCGAGCGCGGUGGGCGGCACGGGCUGCCUGCACGGCGGCCGCUGCCUCGACGCCGUCAACAACUUCACCUGCGACUGCACCGGCACAGGUUACACUGGCGCGCGCUGCGAAGUGAACGUGGACGAAUGCGCGGAAGACCGCACGGUGUGCGGGCACGGCGUGUGCUACGACACCUACGGCGGCUUCGUGUGCGCCUGCCAGCCCGGCUAUACCGGCGAGCGCUGCCACAUCAUGUCAGCGUGCGCAUCGGGCCCGUGCGGGCUGGGCGGCGCGUGCGUGGAGGAGAGCGGCGGCCUGGGCUUCCGCUGCGUGUGCGCGCGGGGCUGGGCGCCGCCGCUGUGCACCACGCCGCUCCCGCCGCCCGCGCCCGCCGCCGCCCCCGCCGCGCCCGCCGCCUGCGCUGACGUCACGUGCCCGCCGCGGAGCCACUGCGCGCCCGCGCACGCUGCCGGCAUGCCAACAAUGAUGACCGGCGUGGUGUUGAAACAAGUCACUUGCGUUUGUGAUGUUGGAUAUUUUGGCGCCCCCGGCCCGUCUCCGAACUGCAGCACGAUCGAGGCGGCGUGCGAGGCGGGCGCGUGCCUCAACGGCGCCACGUGCGCGCGCGCCGGCGACGCGCUCGCGUGCGAGUGCGCGCCCGGCUUCAAAGGCGCGUACUGCGAGCAGGCGAUACCGGCGCCGGCGCCGGCUGGGGCGGGCGCCGGCAAGGCGCUGGGCGAGCUGAAGGCGGGCGGGGAGCGCUGCGCCGCCGCGCCGCCGCCCUGCGUGCACGCUAAGGCCUGCCACGACCUGCCGCUAGGCUUCCGCUGCGAGUGUGAGGCGGGCUGGACGGGCCCGCGCUGCGACGUGGCGGCGGCGGCGGGCGAGGGCUGCUUGGCCCGGCCCUGCCUCAACGGGGGCACGUGCCGCGAGCCCGACGCCGCCUGCGAGUGCCGGCCCGGCUACGAGGGCGCCGCGUGCGAGCUGCCUGCCGACUGCCGCGCCGCGUCCUGCCCGCACUACCAGCCCGACGCCGCCUGCGAGUGCCGGCCCGGCUACGAGGGCGCCUCGUGCGAGCUGCCUGCCGACUGCCGCGCCGCGUCCUGCCCGCACUACCAGCCCGACGCCGCCUGCGAGUGCCGGCCCGGCUACGAGGGCGCCGCGUGCGAGCUGCCUGCCGACUGCCGCGCCGCGUCCUGCCCGCACUACCAGCCCGACGCCGCCUGCGAGUGCCGGCCCGGCUACGAGGGCGCCGCGUGCGAGCUGCCUGCCGACUGCCGCGCCGCGUCCUGCCCGCACUACCAGGAAUGCGUGGAGCAGAACGGCGCGUGGCGCUGUGCGCUGGCGCCGGCUGAGAGCGCGUGUGCGUCUUCGCCCUGCCACAACGGCACCUGCCUCGCGCGCGACAACACCUACCACUGCCAGUGCCCGCCCGGGAACACCGGGAGAUUGUGUGAGUUGGACAUCGAUGAGUGCGCGCGGUCACCGAAGAUCUGCAACAACGGCGUGUGCGUUAAUGUGCCAGGGUCGUAUCAGUGCUACUGCCGGCCAGGGUACACGGGCGACAGCUGCGAGCAAGACAUCGACGAGUGCCUGUCGUCGCCGUGCAAGAACGGCGGCACCUGCCAGAACCUGGAGAACAACUACGAGUGCACCUGCUUGGAAGGGUUCGAAGGCAAGGACUGCUCGGUGAACAUCGACGAGUGCGAGGCGCAGCCGUGCGCGGCGGGCUCCACGUGCGUGGACGGCGUGGCGGGCUACAGCUGCGUGUGCCGCGACGGGCUCACCGGCGCCAACUGCGAGAUCGACAUCGACGACUGCGAGUCUCAGCCGUGCUUACACGGCGGGCGCUGCGUGGACGGCCUCAACGGGUACACGUGCGAGUGCGGCGGCACCGGCUACAGCGGCGCCGACUGCGGCACCAACGUGGACGAGUGCGCGCCGCAGCCCUGCCGCCACGCCGCCGAGUGCGUCGACGAGCUCAACGCCUACCGCUGCGUGUGCCGCCCCGGCUACACCGGCAAGGACUGCGAGAUAGACAUAAACGAGUGCGAGGGCGAGCCGUGCAAGUAUGGCGGCAUCUGCCUGGAGCGCUCCAACGCGAGCCUGUACCGGCCCGCGGACGCCCCGCCCGUCGAGGUGGGCCCGCAGCCGCAUAUGCUGCUGCCCCGGUCCUUCUACCAGCCGUUCUCGUAUGAAGAUGCUCAAGGGUUCGAGUGCGUAUGCGUGGCGGGCACGAUGGGCGCGCGCUGCGAGGUGAACAUCGACGAGUGCGCGUCGAGCCCGUGCGGGCACGGCAAGUGCGUGGACGGCGUGGGCGCCUACUCCUGCGACUGCGCGCCCGGCUACGAGGGCGCGCACUGCGAGACCGAGGUCGACGAGUGCCAGCGGUGCGUACUGUGUCUAUGUCCCGUGAACAUCGACGAGUGCGCGUCGAGCCCGUGCGGGCACGGCAAGUGCGUGGACGGCGUGGGCGCCUACUCCUGCGACUGCGCGCCCGGCUACGAGGGCGCGCACUGCGAGACCGAGGUCGACGAGUGCCAGCGGUGCGUACUGUGUCUAUGUCCCGUGAACAUCGACGAGUGCGCGUCGAGCCCGUGCGGGCACGGCAAGUGCGUGGACGGCGUGGGCGCCUACUCCUGCGACUGCGCGCCCGGCUACGAGGGCGCGCACUGCGAGACCGAGGUCGACGAGUGCCAGCGGUGCGUACUGUGUCUAUGUCCCGUGAACAUCGACGAGUGCGCGUCGAGCCCGUGCGGGCACGGCAAGUGCGUGGACGGCGUGGGCGCCUACUCCUGCGACUGCGCGCCCGGCUACGAGGGCGCGCACUGCGAGACCGAGGUCGACGAGUGCCAGCGGUGCGUACUGUGUCUAUGUCCCGUGAACAUCGACGAGUGCGCGUCGAGCCCGUGCGGGCACGGCAAGUGCGUGGACGGCGUGGGCGCCUACUCCUGCGACUGCGCGCCCGGCUACGAGGGCGCGCACUGCGAGACCGAGGUCGACGAGUGCCAGCGGUGCGUACUGUGUCUAUGUCCCGUGAACAUCGACGAGUGCGCGUCGAGCCCGUGCGGGCACGGCAAGUGCGUGGACGGCGUGGGCGCCUACUCCUGCGACUGCGCGCCCGGCUACGAGGGCGCGCACUGCGAGACCGAGGUCGACGAGUGCCAGCGGUGCGUACUGUGUCUAUGUCCCGUGAACAUCGACGAGUGCGCGUCGAGCCCGUGCGGGCACGGCAAGUGCGUGGACGGCGUGGGCGCCUACUCCUGCGACUGCGCGCCCGGCUACGAGGGCGCGCACUGCGAGACCGAGGUCGACGAGUGCCAGCGGUGCGUACUGUGUCUAUGUCCCGUGAACAUCGACGAGUGCGCGUCGAGCCCGUGCGGGCACGGCAAGUGCGUGGACGGCGUGGGCGCCUACUCCUGCGACUGCGCGCCCGGCUACGAGGGCGCGCACUGCGAGACCGAGGUCGACGAGUGCCAGCGGUGCGUACUGUGUCUAUGUCCCGUGAACAUCGACGAGUGCGCGUCGAGCCCGUGCGGGCACGGCAAGUGCGUGGACGGCGUGGGCGCCUACUCCUGCGACUGCGCGCCCGGCUACGAGGGCGCGCACUGCGAGACCGAGGUCGACGAGUGCCAGCGGUGCGUACUGUGUCUAUGUCCCGUGAACAUCGACGAGUGCGCGUCGAGCCCGUGCGGGCACGGCAAGUGCGUGGACGGCGUGGGCGCCUACUCCUGCGACUGCGCGCCCGGCUACGAGGGCGCGCACUGCGAGACCGAGGUCGACGAGUGCCAGCGGUACCAGCCGUGCGCGCACGGGCGCUGCUACGACGGGCGCGCUACGUACUACUGCUCGUGCAGCGCCGGCUGGGGCGGGCGCAACUGCUCCGUGGUGCUGGCGGGCUGCCGCGACCAGCCCUGCCGCAACGGCGGCGCCUGCCUGCCCUGGCUGCAGCACGAGACCAAGCACCUCUUCAACUGCUCCUGCACGCCCGGCUACCACGGGACCACCUGCGAGCAGAUAACAACAAUGUCUCUCGAAAAGAGCAGCUACGUGGAAGUGAACACGAGCCGCGAGGAGGGCUACGACAUCUCGUUCCGCUUCAAGACGACGCUGGGCUCGGGGCUCCUGGCCAUGGGCCGCGGGCUGACGUACUUCAUCCUCGAGCUGCUGCACGGCCGCCUCAACCUGCACUCCAGCCUGCUAAACAAGUGGGAGGGCGUGUUCAUCGGCUCCAAACUCAACGACUCCAAGUGGCAGAAGGUGUUCGUGACCAUAAACUCGUCGCACCUGGUGCUGGCGGCCAACGAGGAGCAGACCAUCUACCCCAUCAGCCAGAACGAGGCGUACAACUCCAGCGUGACGUCGUUCCCCACCACGCGGCUGGGCACGGCCGGCUCGUCCUACGCCACGCUCACGCACGGGCCCAACUUCUUCGUCGGCUGCUUCCAGGACGUCGUCGUCAACGGCCAGUGGGUCCUACCCGAAGACACAAACAACACCAGCUCAGAGACCACAACCGAAGUAUCCAGCUCAUCCGGCAUAGAGGGCGAGGCGGGCUUACCAGAGGACGGCGAGAGCGGCGUCGCGCGUAUCUUGCACGGCGUGCAGGCGCACUGCCCGCGCACGCCGCAGUGCAGCCCCAACCCCUGCCAGUCCGGCGGCGCCUGCGAGGACCACUGGACCACCUUCGUGUGCAGCUGCCCGCGCCCGCACCUCGGCGGCACCUGCCAGUACAACUACACAGCGGCGACGUUCGGGCAGGAGUCGGCCAAGCCGCGCUCGGUGGUGGUGGUGGCGGUGGGCGCGGCGGCGCGGCGCGCGGUGCACGCGGCGCUCGACAUCUCCAUGUUCAUCCGCACGCGCAAGUCCACCGGACAGAUCUUCUACCUCAGCUCGCUGCCAAGGGAGGGCCAGGAGGAGACACAAGUGAGCGCGUCGCUGUUCGGCGGCGAGCUGCUGGUGCACCUGCGCUUCAACCAGACCUCCGAGAACUAUACCGUGGGCGGCACGCGCCUCGACAACGGAUAUCUGCACCUCAUCGAGGUCGUGAGAAAUGCCACUUUGGUGCAAGUGAAGCUCAACGGUACCGAAUACUUCCGCAAAUCUAUAUCGGCAGCUAAACAACUCGAUGCACAGGUGCUGUACCUGGGCGGGCCUCCGCCGGCGGACGCGGCGGCGCACGGCGCGGCGGCCGGGCUGCCGGCGCCCGCCGCCUCGUCGCCGGCGCCGGCGCCCGAGCCCGCCGCCGAGCCCGAGCCCGCCGACGACGCCGCCUACUUCAAGGGCGUCAUACAGGACGUGCAGGUGUCGAACGGCGUGAACGUGACGAUCGUGGAGUUCUUCCCGCUGCAAGUGCCAGGGCUGUCGCUGCCGCCGCCCUUCGGCGACGUGUGGCUGGAUCCUGCUGGCGUGCUGGCUGGCGUGCAUUCCGACGAUGCUUGCGCUUCACGCCCCUGUCAACACAACGCGUCGUGCAGCAACACAUGGAACGACUACUCGUGCGCGUGCCCGCGCGGCUACAAGGGCAAGCAGUGCUCCGACGUGGAGUUCUGCCAGCUGCAGGGCUGCCCGCUCAGCUCGCACUGCCGCAACCUCGACAACGGUCGCGGCACACAUGGUGACGUCACAACACGUGGCACGACUACUCGCGGCUACAAGGGCAAGCAGUGCUCCGACGUGGAGUUCUGCCAGCUGCAGGGCUGCCCGCUCAGCUCGCACUGCCGCAACCUCGACAACGGGUACGAGUGCGUGUCAGACGCGACGUUCGACGGCGUGAACACGACGCUGUCGUACAAGAUGCGCGUGCCCACGCCCAUCGGGCUGGCCGAGCCGCCGCCGCGCCCCGACCCGCCCACCUCGCUCACCAUCACCUACAGGACCAAAGUGGGCGGCACCUUAUUCCACGCGGAACUUCGGGACCCGGCCGGCGGCGAGCCGAUGUGGUUCACGGUGUCGGUGUUCGGCGCAGUGGUAGGCGUGCAAUGGCGUCUCGGCGCGGGCGUGCCGCGCGUGGCGCGCCUGCGGGCCGGCGCGGCGGCGGGCUGGACGUCGCUGCGGCUGCGGCUGGCGCGCCGCGAGCUGGCCGGCUACUUCGUGGACGCGGACGGCCACGAGGAGCUCGGCAUGAAGGCGCCCGUCGACGCCGCCGCCUGGCAGCGCCUGCUGACCGACGGCGACCUGCACCUCGGCGGCGUCGGGCCCGCGCCGCCUACGUCUGCGCCACCUACUACACUGCCGCCGCAGAUGGAUAACACAACGGACCCCACUAUGUGGGAAAACUCGGAGGGAGAGGACUUCGCCGCUGAUAACUCUGUUGGACUUUAUUUCAAGGGCUGCAUGGGCGCGGUGCACGUGGGCGCGCUGCUGCUGCCGUUCUUCACGGAGGAGGAGCUGUUCGUGGGCGCCGCCGCGCAGCUGCUGGCCUCGCAGCCGCACUAUGCGUUGAUGUCCGGACGGCCGUGGGGCGCGGCGGAGGGCGUGGCGUGCGCGCUGUGCCUGGAGCAGGACUGCCAGCGCGGCGGCCACUGCGCCGACCUGCGCAACUCCUACGCCUGCGCCUGCCCGCCCGGCUACAGCGGCGACUACUGCCAGGUACCACACAGCUGCAGUAUACAGGACUGCCAGCGCGGCGGCCACUGCGCCGACCUGCGCAACUCCUACGCCUGCGCCUGCCCGCCCGGCUACAGCGGCGACUACUGCCAGGUACCACACAGCUGCAGUAUACAGGACUGCCAGCGCGGCGGCCACUGCGCCGACCUGCGCAACUCCUACGCCUGCGCCUGCCCGCCCGGCUACAGCGGCGACUACUGCCAGGUACCACACAGCUGCAGUAUACAGGACUGCCAGCGCGGCGGCCACUGCGCCGACCUGCGCAACUCCUACGCCUGCGCCUGCCCGCCCGGCUACAGCGGCGACUACUGCCAGAUCGACAUAGAUGAGUGCGCGGAGAACCAGUGCCAGAACGGAGCCACGUGUCAGGACGGAGUGGCUUCUUACACUUGCCUGUGUCCCGAAGGCUUCGACGGAGAAAUGUGCGAGCGCGACAUCGACGAGUGCGAGAGCCAGCCGUGCCUGAACGGCGGCGCGUGCAGCGAGCGCGCGGGCGGCUACACGUGCGCGUGCGGCGCCGAGUGGAGCGGGCCGCGCUGCGCCACGCCGCGCCACCGCUCCUGCGCGCACCGGCCCUGCGCGCCGCACGCGCUCGCCUGCCGCGACCACCCGCCAGAGCCGGCGACGGGCAACAACUACACGUGCGUGUGCGCCGAAGGCUGGGAAGGCGUGCACUGUGAGGCCGCCUUCUGCGAGCUGACGCCCUGCCUGCACGGGGACUGCGUCGUCGACAACAAUACGGUGUCGUGCGUGUGCCAGGAGGGCUACAGCGGGCGGCGCUGCGAGACGGAGCGCGACGCGUGCCUGGAGGCCGGCGCGUGCCUGCACGGCGGCCGCUGCCUGCCCGCGCGCCGCGCCGCCCACCGCUGCGACUGCGCCGGCACCGGUGCGUAUACCCACCCGCUCGCCUGCGCAGCGUUUACGCGGCGGCUGCUGACCGUCGAAUUUAAGGUAGUCUUUCGAAGCUGGACGGGCGCGAGCUGCGAGCUGGACGUAGACGAGUGCGGCGCGGGACUCGUGAGCUGCGGCCCGGGCGAGUGCCUUAACCUCGAGGGCAGCUACACAUGCAUAUGCGCCCCGGGCUUCUGCGGCAACGAAUGCGCUUUACGCGACCCGUGCUUCGAGCCGGCGACGGUGACGGUGACGGACGAAGAAGCCGGCGGCAACACGUCGCUCGGCCCGUGCCGUCACGGCGGCCGCUGCGAGCAGCGCUGCACCGCCGCCGCCGCAUACGUGUGCCACUGCGUCGACGGCUGGGGCGGACACAACUGCACGCAGCAGGCGGUGGCAGCAGGCUCGGAGAGCGGCGCGUCGGCGCCGGUGCUGGUGGGCGUGGGCGCGGCGCUGCUGGCGCUGGCGCUGGUCGGCGCGGGUCUAGCGGCGCUCGCUGCACAGGCGCGGCGCAAGCGAGCGACGCGCGGCACGUACUCGCCGUCGGGGCAGGAGUACUGCAACCCGCGCGCCGAGAUGAUGCACCACGCGCUCAAGCCGCCGCCCGAGGAGCGCCUCAUCUAGCGCGCCGGGAACACGCGGCCGAAUCAAGCCGACGCACGACAUAAGAUGUUCAGUGCGCGACCUUAACAAGGUGGCUCCUUCCCCGAGCGUGUGUGUCGGCUCGGCGGCGACGAACAAAGCGACGUCGGCGGACGUCCACUCAACCAAAUGCUGGUGUACUUGUGAAACGUGCGAGUGUAAUAUUUUAUACGUGUGUGACUGUGCGUGUGGUGACUUAACUCGUAGGUUAAGGUCGGAGCGGGCCCGUCGCAAAUAAAUUCGCAGUAAACGGCUGCGAACCGAAAUCGGUGGGCCCGCUCCGUUUAGUACUUAAGAAUAGACAAAUUUAUAUACUGACAAAAAUAAUUUUAUUAGUAUCGAAUAUUUGCGCACUCCGUGCGACCCGUAGUACAUAAUAUAUCCACUCGAUCAUGUACCGAUUGAACGAUGUGCCUGAAAUGCAAAAUUUUAAAUUUUUACUUAUAAUUGUAAUGUAUUGUGAUCGUAUGCAAAGCUGCGACUAUGAAAUAUUAGUGUAACGUAAGAUAGGGACGGGUUUAUGAGAUGGUAAUAUCAGUCGCGGUGAAUACGGGGAUGAGCGUAGAUAGUAAGGCGUCGGUGUUCUGUACACGCCGCGCGCCGGGCCCGCGCGGACCUCACUCCACUACUGCUGCCAGCGUUGCCAGACGUCCCGAUUUUUAAAUCAAAUUUAAAUGUCCCGCGCGGGACAGGCUCAGUCCCGCUUUUCGGAGAGAGACACUCACUUCACCAGACUAUUGUUUGAAACGCCAUAUUAUUCUAAAGAAUAAAACUUUUUUAAUUUCGAUUUUUGUUUUUUUUUAAAGACGAAUUUAACGAUAGAGUAAAUCUGAUUUAAAAUAUUAUUUUUUUUGUUAAAAUACAUUUUCUAUGGCUACUUUUGCUAUCUAUUGUCACAUAACGUAAUUUUAAGUCUAAUAAAAAGAUAAAUAUUUGAAAACCUUUGAUUAUAUACGUUUUUUUACUAUGUCCCGCUUCUGACGGAAGAAUCCCGCUAUUUUCACUCAAAAAGUACCAAAGUCCCGCCUUGGCGAAAAAAAAAACUGGCAACGCUGACUGCUGCGGAGGCAGCUCGCGUCGACAACAAUACUCUGUGAUAGCAUAAAUCAUAAGCGCAGGCCGCCGCGGGCCCCGGCGAACUUAGCCAGUAAGUUAGCUGUAAGGAAACGAAAAAGCGUGCAACAUUCUAAAUUACAUUGUAGUGAAGGCGGCGCCGCACACGCCCGCGCCCCGCCCGCCCCGCGCACGUCUGCACUGCUGCUCUCAUACUUGCGCUUCUACUGUUCUUAAAAUCGAAGUCGACAUUUAUUUAUUGCGACACUAACUCGGGGGUUUUCAGUUUGAAAACCAGCAAGCUCAAGUGUUGACAGCAUCACUGUAUUAAGGGCCGAUUCUACAAUUCUAAUAGCUAAAUCACUGAAACCUUCUAUGGGACCACUGUUUUAAUAUUACUUGCAUAAUUAUCAUAGGUGUAAUAUUGUAGUAUUGGUAGUGUUUCGUCGGCCUCCUCGAAAGGUUUUCGAGUAGUAGAAGCGGCCCCGCGUGCGCGGCGCGCGAAGCGGCGGCUGCCCGGCGGCGCCGCUAGUGCCUUAACCACAAGUCUGUAUAUUGAGAGUUCUAUACAAUUUUAUAAUCACAUUAGGCCUCGCGGCACUCUCUAGUUCGUAAGUACACUUAUCUGUACAGUAAAUUAUGUAGACUCGUAGGGUGAGGCGAGGAGGAGGUAUAUAGAGGACAUAUUUACCCGCGUAACCGAGAGUAUUAUCUAUGAAUUUGUACCUUUAAAUUUGCUCAAUCGAGAGUACUUAUGCAUUCCGACUUGUGAAGUUUUAUUUAGAGAUCUCCAAUGAAUUGUUUUUUAAGUGACAGAUUUUUUAUAUUGUGAUAUUAUGUUUGAGCUGAACGGACGGACUACGCGCCAAUAGACGUUGGCAACCUUGCGAACGAGUAAGGCAUAACAUAACAAACAACUGUACUUAGUUAUGUGUAUUAACUUAUUUCUGUAUAAAUCUUAAGAUCACAAUAAUUCUAUUUAAAUAGGAUUUUUUCAUAUUAUAAUUUAAAAAAAAGUCUAUUGGCGCGGACUAUACUUAAUUAUUAUAUUUCUUGUGUAACCUUUAUAUGCAUUUAUUUAUUGUAGCCUCUUGUCGGUUAUUUUCUUUAUUGUAUAUAUUUUACUCAUUGUACCUUUCAGUUUUACAGUUACUAGAAAAAAUAAUGGAAUAGAUUUAGCUAGCCUUGUUCAACGAGGUUCAUGGUAUGUACUUAUUUAUUAGUAAUUGUAAAUACUUUGCCUUUUACUAUUCUGCAGAUGUAUAAAUAUUAUUAUCAAAGUACCUGUAAGCCACAAUAAAAGACUAUUCGUGCAAGAUUACCGAAGAUGUAAGAUUUUAAUAAAAGGCGACGUAACAAAAAGUGUCGUCAAGAGAGAUCUUGCACUAAUAGCACAUAGUAAACAUAGUAAUCCUGGCACUGCGUCCUUUUGCAUAUAAUUGUACAAUCAAUAGUUCGUAAGGAGUCUGUGUGACAUUUGUGUCGGAAUUGACCCAUCUGCGGAAGAGGCUACUGCAAGCAAUGUUACCGUCCACGUACGUAGCUCGAUGAUGUGUGUUAUUGCACCUGCCUAUUGGCGUUUACUCAUUAAAGGACAUUCUGUACAA
This is a messenger RNA of Ostrinia nubilalis (European corn borer), 13127 nucleotides long. It is a transcript of the gene crb, whose product is annotated as protein crumbs. Gene Ontology annotation, biological process: establishment or maintenance of epithelial cell apical/basal polarity; heterophilic cell-cell adhesion. NCBI's taxonomy places the organism in Eukaryota, Metazoa, Arthropoda, Insecta, Lepidoptera, Crambidae. Gene Ontology annotation, cellular component: protein-containing complex; plasma membrane. The coding region runs from base 190 to 10449 and encodes 3419 amino acids. Gene Ontology annotation, molecular function: calcium ion binding. The transcript has 50 exons. The record is from RefSeq and is a predicted model, not a curated record.